CGCGAGUUAAUAUUUGUGAAUAAGAAUCAAAUGCCAAGUCCCGAACAACACUUAUCACCAACAACUCAACCCCCUGUUGGCUGUUCUUCUUGGCACGGCACAGAUGCCCAACUUUCCUCAGAGUCGAUCAGUCCCCCUGGCCGUGGUCCGGCCUCUACGACCUCAGCCUCGAGCGGUGACAGUACGCUCAGUCGGAGGGUGAAAUUUGGCGGUUACCCGUCGUUCGAUCCUACGGUUGGUAGCGAGUCUGUGGUCAGCGGAGUUCAGUCUCUCGAGUGUUGUGGUGACACGGACGAUCUGGAGGAACGGAUAGCUGCUCUCUCGAAUGAUGUUUCACAGGCUCAUAUUGAGCUCAACGAAGAGCGGCAGAAGCGGCGGCUCUUGGAGCUGGAGAAUGAGACGUUGAAGUUGAAGGUGUUGUCUUUGACUAUGAUGAACCCAGAAGCCGCAGCCGCGCUGGAAGCUGCUGUUGACGAUGGUUAUGAUAGCGGCAAUAGUCUGGACCUCUCGCAGAUCUAUCUCGGGAGUAAUGCGAGCCAUCAUAAUCGUAAUCGAGCGAUGACGGCAGUCGAGUCUCAACAAUCAUUACCCAUGUGCCGUAAGGCCACCGUGGAUGAUGCUAUUUUGGCCAUGGAAUUCGAGAAUAAGGAGGAUGUGCUGGUUGUACGCCACAUAGGGAGUCUCGGUUUCGGUCCGGCUCAAACAUUGGCUGCAUACUUCUCAGUAUUUGGUAGAGUACAGGAGGUCAUAGAGAUUGAGGACAGAGACGAAGCUAUCGUUGUCAUGGCCGGUGGUCCUGGUAGCACUUCAUUCUUCCCCCACGGUGUUAAAGUGGUCAGUGGAGGCGAGGUUGAAAUCACUUCUUACGACGAGGCUUUGUCAGCGGGUUGGCUUUCGGAUGCUCCGACUCACGAUACCGAUUCUCGAUUCUCGAUGUCGAUGAAUAGCAGUGGUCGUCUUGGCAGUUCGUCGCCUCUCUAUGGCUGGCAAGUGAAGACUCCCAGGGGCCCGGUGACCCACCAGAACUCGCUGAGGAGUCAUGCCCAGACGUGGGAUGCUAGCAGCUCGCUGCCGGAGUCAUCAAAGGCGACUGAUGCCGGCGAGCCGCCACGGAUGAAUCUGUUGGAGGCGUUGCAAGUCUUUAAUGCAGAGGAUGAGAAAAGGGUUUUCACCGUUCGGAAGGUGCACAAGUUGGGCUUCAAGUCACAGCAUGCCUUAAGGCAGUACUUCAGCCAGUUCGGUAGGGUGAAGGAUGUUGUUCUCCUCCCGAUGAGGGCCAAGCCGAAGCCAGGCCCGAGCGGUCAAGUUCGUGGUGUUCGCCCGAGUUCGAUGGGCUUUGUGGUCAUGCAACGCCCUGAAGAUGUGCAGAAGGUCCUCGCAUACGGAGGUGUCCAUACGAUCAAGGGCUGGCCUAUCGAGGUUCGACCCUUCGUACGACCUAGCGAUAAACGAGAUUCGAAGGUUAGUACUCCUGGUGACGGGUCGCCGAAGAAUAACAGCAGCGACUAA
This is a messenger RNA of Perkinsus marinus ATCC 50983, 1509 nucleotides long. RefSeq lists its product as hypothetical. The record is from RefSeq and is a predicted model, not a curated record. The transcript has a single exon. Lineage: Eukaryota; Perkinsozoa; Perkinsida; Perkinsidae. Bases 31 to 1509 code for a protein of 492 amino acids. Gene Ontology annotation, molecular function: nucleic acid binding.